Messenger RNA from Paramecium pentaurelia, 778 nucleotides. The record is from the annotation of a GenBank genome assembly. NCBI's taxonomy places the organism in Eukaryota, Ciliophora, Oligohymenophorea, Peniculida, Parameciidae.
AUGACAGAAAUGAUUGAUAAAUUUAGAGUACCAUUUUUAACAGCUUUAGCAAAUUACAAAUUAAGACAAUAAACAGAUAUCUGGAUAAAUUUCAGAAAACUACUGUAAUUAUUCGAAGGUUGUGAACCUUGGAUUGUAAAUAUUAAUGUAUUUGUCAAUUAUCUAAUGUUGUUAGAAAUGGAAUCAAUAUAAAAUAUGGUCAUUAUUAGAAAAACCUUAAAAGUUAAUUAAAUUGGUUCAAAAUUAUAGGGUUAACAUUUAAAAAAUGCAUCCUAAAAAUAUUGAAAUUGCAGUUGACAAUUUACGUUCAGGAGAUAAUCAAUAUUCAUAAUAUUUGGCUGCACUCAUUCAAUAUAUUGUUGAAAAAUAUGAGAUUCAAAUUAAUGAAGAAUAAAUAGCUAAUUAUCUUGACGAUUCAGAUGAUAUUGAAUCUAGAAUGAAGACAUAAGAAAGUGGACUUGACUUUUAAGAAUAACCUUCUAUGGAUCUCUCUUGUAGUAAUAGUAAACCUAAUUCUGCUAUGAGAAAAAGUAGUUGUACUUAAAGAUCAAUUACAACUGAAUCUCGGAGUAAUUGGAAUUAAACUAAAAGUACAAUUGAAAAUCUCUAGAAACAUAAAAUGCAUUUAUAAUAAUAAAUUGAACAACAAAAAGAAAUCCUUAGAGAACUCCAAUAUGAACAUAAUAAGACUACUUAAUAGAUAUCAAAGCUUAGUUCUAAUUCGAAGAUAGAUAAAAUUCUUAACAACUUCAAUAGAUCAAGAAGAUUUAUCUCAUGA